Molecule: messenger RNA, 897 nt
Organism: Zychaea mexicana
Lineage: Eukaryota; Fungi; Mucoromycota; Mucoromycetes; Mucorales; Lichtheimiaceae
Exons: 9
Coding region: 1-897 (298 amino acids)
Source: RefSeq, a predicted model, not a curated record
AUGACUCAGACACUUUCUCUUGAAGGCAAGGUAGCUGUGAUUACUGGUGGUGCACGCAAUAUCGGCAAACGUGUUGCUGCUGAAAUGAUCAGCCGUGGUGCCAAAGUCGUCAUUGGUGAUCUCUUGGAUGCCGAAGGUGAAGCAACUAUUAACGAAUUUAACGUCAGUGCUGGAAGCAAGGUGGCUGCGUACAUUCACACCGAUGUCACAAAGUAUAGCGACAACAAGGCACUUUUCGCUUUGGCACAAGAGGAAUUUGGUGGUGUGGAUAUUGCUUUCCUUAACGCCGGCAUUGGCACAAACGCCAACGCCAUGUUUUUGCCCCUCGAUGACAAGGUCGACAAUCGCAUGUGUGACAUCAACACAACUGCUGUCGUCAAGGGCUCAAAGGUUGCCAUGCUCUAUAUGGCCAAGCGUGGUGGAGGUGUCAUUGUCAACACUGCCAGUGUUGCAGGUUUCCUCUGCUCUCCUGCUGUUGGUAUUUACGCUGCCUCAAAGCACGGUGUUAUCGGCUGGACCCGAUCGAAUGCCAUCUUUGAGCAUGUCUGUGGUGUCCGUAUGAACGCUGUCUGCCCUUACUGGGUUGAAACCGAGCUCGCUGGCGAUUUGGGCAAUGGUGGGGAUCAGGAUCCUUUUGCCAAGUUUGUUGCUGACUCUUCUCGUACCAAGGUUGAAACUGUCGUCGAGGCAGUAUUGACCCUGGUUGAAGACAAGUCCCGUAACGCUCAAACUUUGUUGGCACUUCCUGGCGAUGUCAUUCGACCUCAGGAACCCAUUGCUACUUAUCCCGAAAUCGCUGAUGCCAAGUACCAGGCGAUGGUUCCAAAGUAUGCUCAGGAGGCUAUUGUCUUUUACAAGAAGAAGCUGGCCGACGCUCUUGAGCGUGAGGGCAUCUAA